GUAAAGUAUAUAAAUGGUCUCCAUGUUAGAGAUGAAGUAGAUUUUAGACUUUUCAUCCCUGAGGAGACACAUCUUCAGUUUCUCUCUGCGCCACAGAAAAAGGAACAGUCACAAUGAAGCUUUUGGUGUUCAUGAUGUGUCUGGUGGUCACUACCUUGACUGCUCCUGUUCCGGGGAGCGAAAGCAACGAGGAAAAACAGGUUGCGGCACAUGCCAACGAAGCCCUGAGGUGGAUGGAGAUGUACAGGAUGUACCAGCAGCAGGGAGUAGUCGGAAACCCCUUCCUUCCUGCUGCUGAUGCUCCUGCUGCUCCAGCUGCUGCAGCAGUAGUGGAUGCUGCACCAGCCCAGCCUGCUGAUGUUCCUCCUCCUGCUCCCAUUGCUAAUGAAGAUGCAUCAGAGGAGGAGGCAGAGGAUGGCAACCCUGCCCCUAAAGCUGCAGCACCUGGUGCUCCUGCUGCCCCCCUAAACUCUGAUGAAGCAGAGGAAGUCGAAGAGGUGGAGGCAGCCGAGGCUGAACCGGCUGUGGUUGAAGCAGCACCGGCAGAGCCGGCAGCAGAAGAGCCGGCAGCAGCAGAGCCGGCAGCAGCAGAACCGGCAGCAGCAGACCCUGCAGCAGCUGUCGAGCCAGCUGUGGUUGACGUCCCUGUAGAUGCUGCACCAGUUGAUGCUGUUGUUGUUGAUGUGCCCCCUGUUGAUGUGGUUCCUGUUGAUGUUGCCCCAGAAGCUCCCGUUGAUGCUGCUGCUGAUGCCCCUGCUGAUGUUGAUGCGGGUGCCCCAGUGGCAGCUGAGACUGACAUGGCUGGAGCAGCAGCAGAUCCUGUUGCACUGUAGUUAUUCCUCUUAUUACCAAAC
Molecule: messenger RNA, 854 nt
Organism: Larimichthys crocea (large yellow croaker)
Lineage: Eukaryota; Metazoa; Chordata; Actinopteri; Sciaenidae
Gene: enam
Product: enamelin
Exons: 8
Coding region: 114-833 (239 amino acids)
Source: RefSeq, a predicted model, not a curated record